AUGUUUAUUAUGAAGUAUAAGUGUAUUAAGAUGAUUCGAAAAGUGGUAGUUGGUUCUGGGCUGAUAGCAUUGAUACCAAGUGUCAGUGCAGCAACUCCAGUACAGGAUUCAAUUGAACCAAAACGACCUCCGCUUAUGAAACCCUCUGAAUUACCCAUUUAUGAAGCCCCACAUGCGAACUAUGGAGAGUAUUUACAAUCAAAAGCAAGCGAGGAAAAGAGCAGUUACUUGCAGUCAGUGCUCUUGUUACCAGUUCGGGCAGUGAGGGAACAAGUACAAACAGCCUGUGCUCACACUGAAUCAGUCACAAAUACUGUCAAAGAUAACUACUCUGAGCUACGUGAUAGGAGUGAAUGGAUUGUCCAAUACCUAAGGGAAGAAGAAAAUAAAGAAAUAAGAUAUGGAGCUGUGGCAAUGGGUGGUCUAACUGGAUUCAUAUUUGGACUGAGGGGUGGUUUUAUUAGGAGACUGUUCUAUGCUGGCUUAGGUACAACUGGUAUGGGUUACAUAUGCUUCCCUGAAGAAACAAAAGUUAUUAUGAAGAAUAAUGGUUCUCUAAUUAAGCAAUAUAUCAAUAUUGCUUAUAACUUCUUCUAUGGAGUCAAACCCGGGGACCCUCAACUGGAAGUAAAAUUUCCUGAGCUGUCUUUACCAAAAGACUUUUCUGAGUUUAUAGACUUGACAAUCAUAAAGAAUAGGUUAUUUAAAUAC
Molecule: messenger RNA, 711 nt
Organism: Brenthis ino (lesser marbled fritillary)
Lineage: Eukaryota; Metazoa; Arthropoda; Insecta; Lepidoptera; Nymphalidae
Source: the annotation of a GenBank genome assembly